AUGGCUGAGGCUGCGAUUCCUUCCAUCACGCUGCAUGACAUAGCGUCUGCAACAUUCAAAGUUAUGCUUCGGUUUCUGUACACGGAUGUCUUGCCUGGAGAUAACGAGCUUGGGCGCUCUCCUGUUGCGAUGUUUCAGGAUCUACUUGCGGCGGCCAACCGUUAUGCGCUGGACCUGAAAAAGCGGGCUAAGACGGCCGAGCCGGAGACGCAGACAACCAUUGUGGGAUCAGCCGUCGUCCAGUUCAGAGUAGACUACCAGCAAGCCAAGCAAUGUCCCGUCGGCAAGGCUGUCCACUCCGACAUCAUCUCCGCCGGGGGACACCUCUGGCGGAUCGAGUGCUACCCGUGUGGGGACACUGAGGAGAACGGGGGCCGGUAUCUUUCCAUCUUCCUUAGGAAAAAGAGCAAAUCCAGAAACAUCACGGCCAUCUUCGAGGUCUUCCUUGCGGAUGGUGACGGCAAACCAUCCAAACCAUCGUCCUAUGCGGAACCCAAAAAGGUAUAUGGAUGUUUCGAAUUUGACAACGACCAAGGCGACACGGGAUGGCGUGAGUUCCACUAUAAAUCAUACCUGGAUAAAUUUGUGAUUGAGGGACACAUCACAUUUGUAUGCUCCAUCAUGGUCAUCGAUAACAGCCCUAUUCCCGUGCCGCCUUCGGACAUCGGGACCCAUCUUGGCCGCCUACUAGAUCAUGCCGACGGGACGGACGUGUCAUUUGUCGUCGACGGCGAGACGUUCCUCGCUCAUCGGUGGGUGCUGGCCGCCCGCUCACCAGUCUUCAGGGCGGAGCUCUUCGGCUCCAUGACCGAAGCUACAAUGCAGUCCAUCACGCUGCAUGAAAUGGCGCCUGCCACGUUCAGGAUUAUGCUUCGGUUUAUGUACACUGACGGGUUGCCUGAAGAAGACGAACUUGGUGAUUCUCCUCUUGAGAUAUUUCAGGACCUACUAGCCGCAGCUGAUCGAUAUGCACUAGACCGACUGAAGCUUAUGUGCGCCCAGAAGUUAUUGGUUCAUAUGACCGUAGAUACGGUUGCAACUGUCUUAGCUUGCGCUGAGACUUACAACUGUCCAGAGCUGAAGAACAAGUGCUUAGAUUUCUUUGCGGUGGACAAACAUUUCAAGAAGGCAGUGUUCACUGAUGGCUUUGUAAUGCUGAUGCAGAAAUUUCCAACAGUUGCUGAUGCGCUGAGAGAUAGGGUUGGGGCAUAA
Molecule: messenger RNA, 1212 nt
Organism: Lolium rigidum
Lineage: Eukaryota; Viridiplantae; Streptophyta; Magnoliopsida; Poales; Poaceae
Product: BTB/POZ and MATH domain-containing protein 1-like
Exons: 2
Coding region: 1-1212 (403 amino acids)
Biological process (GO): protein ubiquitination
Molecular function (GO): protein binding
Source: RefSeq, a predicted model, not a curated record